UCAUAACUUUAAUUCCUUUUCUCAAUUGGUCAGUUUUCAGUAAUUUUCGUUUUUCAGAUGAAGCACUCAGUUCUCGUUCUAACUGCCGUUACCCUGACCCUCAUUUUGAGGUGUCAUGCACAGAUAGACUGCAACUCGGGUCCGACUAACAAGAGAAACAUAAGAGCUUACUCGGACAAAUGUCUUGCCAACGGUUUCCCGACGAAAAUUGCCGGAUGUGUAACCAUAGGAUCUAAUACUUUGUCCGGAGUUCGGGCGAAGACGUGCAGGAAACUACAUCAACGGCUUAACGCCUGUGCCCUCAAUUGUUUAAAAGCAGUUGAUGGAGGAUUCAGUGCCUUUGGAGAAUGGUCAGAGUGCUCAGCUGAUUGUGGAGAAGGACAACAGACCAGGGAAAGAAGCUGUAAUAACCCAGCCCCAGCUAAUGGUGGUGCUGAUUGUAAGGGAAGUUUGACAGAAGCACAAAAUUGCAACUCCGGUUCUUGUUCAGUUGAUGGAGGAUUGAGUGCGUUUGGAGAAUGGUCAGAGUGCUCAGCUGAUUGUGGAGAAGGACAACAGACCAGGGAAAGAAGCUGUAAUAACCCAGCCCCAGCUAAUGGUGGUGCUGAUUGUGAGGGAAGUUUGACAGAAGCGCAAAAUUGCAACUCCGGUCCUUGUCCAGUUGAUGGAGGAUUGAGUGCGUUUGGAGAAUGGUCAGAGUGCUCAGCUGAUUGUGGAGAAGGACAACAGACCAGGGAAAGAAGCUGUAAUAACCCAGCCCCAGCUAAUGGUGGUGCUGAUUGUGAGGGAAGUUUGACAGAAGCGCAAAAUUGCAACUCCGGUCCUUGUCCAGUUGAUGGAGGAUUGAGUGCGUUUGGAGAAUGGUCAGAGUGCUCAGCUGAUUGUGGAGAAGGACAACAGACCAGGGAAAGAAGCUGUAAUAACCCAGCCCCAGCUAAUGGUGGUGCUGAUUGUGAGGGAAGUUUGACAGAAGCGCAAAAUUGCAACUCCGGUCCUUGUCCAGUUGAUGGAGGAUUCAGUGCGUUUGGAGAAUGGUCAGAGUGCUCAACUUAUUGUGAAGAUCAAGGACAACAGACCAGGGAAAGAAGCUGUAAUAACCCAGCCCCAGCUAAUGAUGGUGCUGAUUGUGAGGGAAGUUUGACAGAAGCGCAAAAUUGCAAUUCCGGUCCUUGUCCAGAGGUCAAGAACAUCGCAAGCAAAGGAAUGGCAAAACAGACUGAUACCAUGGGUAGCGGUUACGCUGAAUUAGCUAUUGAUGGCGAUAAUAAUGGCAACUAUGGCAAUUCUGUAACUCACACUGAAGCAGCUGGUAGUAACGCCUGGUGGUCGCUGACAUACCCUCGCUCAAUGUUUAUCAAGGAAAUCCAAAUCUUUGGACGAACAGAUUGUUGCUCGGAACGAAUUGAUGGUGCCUCUGUCUUAAUUGAUGGCAAGGAAGUAGGAACAUUAAACCACAAUGAUGGAGCCCCUAUGGUUGUGCCGGUUAAGAAAGUUGGCUCCGAGAUAAUGAUCAGAAAUAUAGAAGGUGGAGCCCAGCUUUCUCUUGCUGAAGUUCUGGUGAUGGGGGCUAAAAUAAAAAGUGAUCCUUGCACGACGGGGUACUGCGACAAUAUCGCAUCAGAAGGAUUAGCAACGCAGAUAGACACUGAUCACAAUGGAGAAGCUUCCCGGGCCAUUGAUGGCAAUACUUCCAACAGAUGGGGAUCGAAUUCGAUUACCCACACUAAAACGGAAGGAACAAAUGCCUGGUGGAGAUUGACAUUCCCAGAUAACGUGUACAUGGAACAAAUCAAGGUAUAUGGACGUGAAGACUGUUGUGCUGAUAGGCUCGAUAACGCCACUGUGUAUGUCGAUGGUGAACUUGUUGGGACUGUGAACUCUAAAAUAGGAUUCCCCAAUUUGAUCAACAUCGCCGUAAGCGGACAAGUGAUAGAAAUAAGGCCAGCAGACCGCCAGCCUUUAUGUCUCGCUGAAGUUGAGGUCAUCGGCAGUUUGAUGCAGUAGAGUUAAAAGGAGCUGACGCUGAUAUACGAAACAUUCUAAUGAAAAGAAUCAUAUCAGUUAUAUUUAAUAAUUUGAUAGCCUGUUGCAGCAAUUGGAAUGAUUUUUUUUAAAACUUCGUUGUUUUCACCUUAUGUGAUAUUUUAACAUGGUCUUUAGGGUUUCAAACGUUUACUUUUAGACAUUAAAAUAGACCUUGCAAUUAA
Messenger RNA from Bolinopsis microptera, 2207 nucleotides. RefSeq names its product coadhesin-like. The record is from RefSeq and is a predicted model, not a curated record. The coding region runs from base 58 to 2004 and encodes 648 amino acids. NCBI's taxonomy places the organism in Eukaryota, Metazoa, Ctenophora, Tentaculata, Lobata, Bolinopsidae. The transcript is spliced from 13 exons.